Salmo salar (Atlantic salmon) is the source of this 2468-nucleotide messenger RNA. It is a transcript of the gene slc43a1b, whose product is annotated as solute carrier family 43 member 1b. The record is from RefSeq and is a predicted model, not a curated record. Gene Ontology annotation, molecular function: L-amino acid transmembrane transporter activity; neutral L-amino acid transmembrane transporter activity. Gene Ontology annotation, biological process: neutral amino acid transport; transmembrane transport. Lineage: Eukaryota; Metazoa; Chordata; Actinopteri; Salmoniformes; Salmonidae.
AUGUAAUGAAGUUGUGACGAGGAACUAACCGAAUGGAAAGUGAAGUUUCACAAGACCAACAGUAACUGACUGUGUAACGUGUUAGCAACACAUGAACACUUUAAGUCCCGCUUUUUUUCACUAAAGAAGGGAAAUAAACCAUUUACCAUAGAUAUCAAUUCUUUCAGGGAUUAGCGUCUGAAAGCAGCGAUGGCUCCUUCUCUGGCCCAGGCCUAUCGUAGGCGGUGGUGGAUGGCGGUGACUGCGGUCAUAGAGAACCUGCUGUUCUCUGCUGUGCUGCUGGGCUGGGGAUCGCUACUCAUCAUGCUCAAGAACGAGGGCUUCUACUCACACCUCUGCAUAAACAAUGAGACAGUGUUCAGUAACAUCAGUUCGUGGGACAGUGGUAUCUGGCAUAGCUGCGUGGACCAGGAAGAGAUGUUGAAUCUGGGCUUUACCAUUGGCUCCUUCCUGCUGAGUGCAGCCACUCUGCCGCUAGGUAUCCUGAUGGACAAGUACGGGCCCCGCCCACUCCGCCUCCUCGGCAGUGCGUGUUUUGCUUUCUCUUGUGCCAUGAUAGCCGGAGCUGCCUAUAACCCUGAAGUACUCUCGGCCCUCAUUUUCAUCGCAGUCUCCUUCAAUGGCUUCGGAGGAAUCUGCCUCACCUUCACCUCCCUCACGUUGCCCAACAUGUUUGGGAACGUGCGCUCCACCAUCCUGUCUCUAAUGAUCGGCUCCUACGCCUCUUCAGCCGUCACCUUCCCUGGAGUCAAGUUGAUCUAUGAUCUAGGUGUGUCCUUCAGGGUGAUUAUGUGGGUGUGGUCGGGGCUAGCCGGUCUCGUCUUCCUCAACUGCUUCCUUAAUUGGCCGGUGGAGUCUUUCCCCGCACCUGAGGACAUCAGCUACACUAAGGAGGUGAAGCUGAGUGGCAUGGUGAUGGAUGACAAGGUGACGGGGGACAGAUUCUACAGUCAUGAGACCACGAUGGAAAAGAAGAUGGCUGCGAAGCAGCAGGAACCAGAUCCCUCGUCAGAGCAGCUCCCAACUGGAGAACAGACACAGGGUGGCCCUCCUUUCCGCAGUUCAGUCUGCUCGCCCAUCUUCCUGUGGAGUCUCAUCACCAUGGCGAUGACCCAGCUACGCAUCAUCUUCUUUAUGGGCGCCAUGAACAAGAUUCUGGAGUUCCUGGUUACCCAUGGCGACCCACACCCCUCUAACGAUCUAUUGAUGGAGGCAGAGCAACAAGUGGGUUUCUACUCGUCAGUGUUUGGCUCUCUGCAGCUGCUCUGCCUGCUCACCUGUCCUCUGAUUGGCUACAUCAUGGACUGGAGGAUGAAGGAGUGCGACGUAGACCAGAGCCAACCUGAACCCCCGAAGAGAGACAGGAAGAUCCAGAAACUGACCAACGCCAUCCGCGCUUUCAUCAUCACCAACUUUCUACUGGUCACCUUUGGAGUCAUCCAGAUGAUAGACAACCUGCCUGUACAGAUAAUUUCCUUCAUCGUCCACACCAUGGUCAGAGGUUUCGUCCACUCCUGUGCUGGAGGACUCUAUGCUGCUGUAUAUCCGUCCAAUCACUUUGGGACAUUGACGGGGAUGCAGUCGAUGAUCAGCGCGCUAUUCGCUCUCCUCCAGCAGCCUCUUUUCGUCAUCAUGGUGGGACACCUGGGAGGAGACCCCUACUGGAUCAAUCUGAGCCUGCUCAUUGCCUCAUUGGCUGGAUUCCUGUUGCCCGGAUACCUGAUCUAUCACCGUAGGAACCUGAUGCGAGAGAAGGUGGAGGAGUGUGAGAGGGAGGCCGCUAACCAGUCAGAAAGAGAGAGACAAACCUUAUUGCAAUCAGAAAAUGGCCAUACCAAAAACCAUACUAAUGGACAUCUCAGCAAUUAAGCUUCAGAAUCUUGACCAAACUAGCUGUCAAAUAUCAUAGUCGUUAAUUGUAAAAUAUCAUUAUAGACCAUCGUCAUGACGAUGACAAAUUAUGGUUGUCAUUUUCGACAAGGACAGUGAUGACGAUAUUGUUUGGACAUGUCGCCCUUUGUCACGUCCUGACAAGCAGAGGGAGUAGUGGUGUAGUAUUUUGGUCAGGACGUGGCAGAAGAAGUCUGUAUGGGUUGUCUAGUAUGCCUGUUUCUGGGUUAGUCUUGUGACUCCUGAUCAGGAACAGCUAGGGAUCGUUGUUCCUGAUUGGGAGUCAUAUAUUUAGGAGUAUGUUUGUCACUUGGGUUUGUGGGUGGUUGUGCUAACACUGCUAGUCUUUUGUUUGUAGUAAGCAUGUUAGCCUGUCGUGAGUGCCGUGUGUAUUGUUUUCCUGUGUAUACUUUGCUUUAAUGUAUUUAGUUUGGUCCAUACACCACGGCUUCAACUACUGUGACAGAACCACCCACCUAAACAAGACCAAGCAGCGGAAAAAGGAGAGGAACGCUGAGUACAUGGACUAUGGUGAGAAAUGGACCUGGGAGGAGAUCUUGGAGGGAAAAGGCUCCUAC